Molecule: messenger RNA, 2123 nt
Organism: Tachyglossus aculeatus (Australian echidna)
Lineage: Eukaryota; Metazoa; Chordata; Mammalia; Monotremata; Tachyglossidae
Product: aquaporin-7-like
Exons: 8
Coding region: 458-1426 (322 amino acids)
Biological process (GO): glycerol transmembrane transport; water transport
Cellular component (GO): plasma membrane; basolateral plasma membrane
Molecular function (GO): glycerol channel activity; urea transmembrane transporter activity; water channel activity
Source: RefSeq, a predicted model, not a curated record
CAGAUUUCUACAAGAGCCGUAGGCUCGUAAUGAUCUCAGCCCUAGAGAGGUUGGCAGAAGCCAGGGUCAGGACAUUUAUUUUUGGCUAUCCAGGGGCUAUAAAUUCUCUUCGGGAGUGACUUGACUUCUUCCCCAGAAAGGAAGUGCGUGUCCUGGGCAGCGGAGAGAGCAGCACAUGUUAUGUGUGAGUGGGUGAGAGGGUGAGCCUGAGGGAGCUUGUGGGAGCAGGGGUGUGAAAGCAUGAGCAGAAGCUGGGGGCUCAGAAGAGCCCCGGCCAAUCGUCUCUAGCCACCGAUCGCUCAGGAAAUCCUGGCCUGGUUGAUACGGAUCCCAGAGGAGAGGGGCCGUCCCCGGCAGUCCGGGGCUGAGUCUGGCUGGAUAACUUCCUGGAAGCCGGAGGGGGCCAGCGGAUACCACUGUGUGGAUAGGCUUCGAGGACAGGUCCGUUGGCCUCACCAUGGAGGAGAAGCAUCGAAUCCCGAGUAGUCAGAAACAAAGGAGCCGGGGACACCAGAUGCAAAGCAAGUUGCGGAAGGAAAGCGGAAUGGCCGCCCAGAAGUUCUUGCUGUCGGUCCUGACAGAGAACAAGCUGACCAGAGAGUUCCUGGCAGAGCUGCUGAGCACAUUUGUCCUCAUGAUGUUUGGACUCGGUUCUGUGGCCCAGGUGGUGCUGGGAAAGCAGGACUUUGGGGAUUUUCUGAGCAUUAACUUGGGCUUCGGCUUCGGCGUCACCAUGGGCAUUCAUGUGGCUGGAGGCAUCUCGGGUGCUCAUAUGAAUGCCGCCAUCACCUUCACCUCCUGUGUCCUGGGCCAGCUACCAUGGAAGAAGUUACCCGUCUAUGUGCUGGGCCAGUUUCUGGGUUCUUUCCUGGCCUCUGGCACCGUCUUCUUGCUCUACAAAGAUGCUCUCUAUUCCUUCUCGGGAGGAAACCUGACCGUGACGGGGCCUACUUCAACAGCUGGGAUCUUCUCAACCUACCCUGCUCCUUACAUGGACCUGCUUGGGGGAUUUGUGAAUGAGCUCAUCGCCACGGGAAUGCUCCAGCUCUGCAUUCUCGCCAUUACGGACAAGAAGAACAGUGCCGCGCUGGAUGGCACGCAGGCCCUUGUCAUCGGCCUCCUGGUAGCCAUCAUUGGCAUGUCCAUGGGCAUGAACACAGGCUAUGCCAUCAAUCCUUCCCGGGACUUGCCACCCCGCAUCUUCACGGCCAUCGCGGGCUGGGGCAUGGAUGUCUUCCGGGCUAGCAAUAGCUGGUGGUGGGUGCCUUUGAUCGCCCCGACAAUUGGCAGCGUCAUUGGCGCUCUGAUUUACAAGAUCCUCAUCGACCACCACAACCGCUCGGCCCCGCAGCCGGAGUCCCAUCUGACCUUGCCGUCAGAGCCAGAGCCCGAGGCCACCUGCAUAGGCUUGGAGAUGAAGGCAUAGUAGGCCCGGCGGGACGGCGACUCUCUGACUCUGACAAGAAUAAAGGCCCAGAAAGGCGGCGUAGGCCCCGUGUGAACUUAUUGCCCUGCCUCGUCCGCGUGGGCGGAGGGGAUGGGAGGAAGCGUUUUUCCAGCUUCCGGGAACGAGACCGAAGAAUGAAAUCGAGCUGCGGACAGAAGCAACACAGGUAAUCGAGAGAACAACAGGGGAACGUGUGAAGUGGAAGCCAGAAUUCUUGUGCGGAUCUUUUUCUGGUGGUGACCUUCGCCGCUUCGAGGGAGCGGGCGCGGGGUACCGCUUGUCCGGUUUGGGUGGACCAAGGAGAACCAGGAAACAUGGGAGGUGGACGCAGCCGUUCAGGGGGCUGGGCCGGGUGUGGGGUCCACGCACCACCCUGCCUCUGCGCUCUGGCUUCGGGAAGCAAGUCUAGAAGAGGGAAUGAUCCCAGAUCCUUAGGCUGACGAGAUCUCCUUGAGACCUCCUCCCUCGAGCCCAACCAUCCGCCCUCUGAAAAACCACCCCGACGGUAUCGGCAGAAUACGCCCCAUGUUCCCGAUAGGCUGGGGGACCUUGGCUCCAGCUUAGGGUUCCUUGGGCUGGGGGAAUCGGCAGCGUCUGUCCCAGUGCCUCCGGUCCUAUUGUGACUACAAGCUUCCACAGGUCAAAUUUGAGCCGUUGUACAUCCAUGGCUCUCGGA